Molecule: messenger RNA, 4208 nt
Organism: Linum tenue
Lineage: Eukaryota; Viridiplantae; Streptophyta; Magnoliopsida; Malpighiales; Linaceae
Source: the annotation of a GenBank genome assembly
CCUUAAUCCACUCAUCUUCUAAUUGUAGGGUUGAAGGGGCAAGGCGCCAUCUCCGUUUCAUUUCUCCUUAAUUCUCUCCUGGAGCAGAAAUCCAAUAGACAUGGCUUCCCUUUGCAGGUCGGCUGUUAUGGCGGGCUCGAGGUCUCUAGCUGCACGGUCCAAAACCCUAACUCAGAAAUCCCUCUUCUCAUCCUCUCCCUUCACUUCGCCUUCUGCUCCGCGGGUAGUCCGAAGCGCUUCAAGUUGAACCCCUUUUCUGGGUUUACUGGGCGGUGGCUGUCAGGGUUGUUUCAACUAUAGGGAGCGUGGAUUCGUUGAUACCGUUUCAUAGUGCGACGGCGAAUGCCCGCCUUAUUUCCAGCAUUGCAGCUGAUUCCUCUUGCUGGAGCUGGCUUUCUCAAGACUCUGCUAUUCCUCGGUGACAAGGAAAUUCAGUUUUUUUCAAACCAACUUGGAUAGGACCUCAGAAAGGUUACUGCAUCCUCUUCAUUCUUCUUGUUAUGUCUGAAUGCACUUUGAAGCGAAUGCUUACGAGGUAGUAGGUGCCUAUCAUUUCCUGGCAAGAACUGUAUUGAUCUGAUUUUGACAAAUUGGUGGUAUGAUGGUAUCCAUCAUUUUCUCUAGUUCGAAACUAUUAGACAUUGAUAGAAAUAAUUGGUGGUAUAAUUGAUGACAUUGAUAGAAAUAGUUCAUAAGCCUUCUGCUGUUUCUCUUGGAUUGUGUUGAUAGCUCGGUUCAAGUCAAAAACUUCCAGCAGCGGUUUAUGAAUAGCAAUUGUGCUCUGUUCUUCUCCAACAAGAGUAGUUCGGAACCCGAGAUAUUGAAAUGAUGGCAUUUUGAAGAACACUCCCAUUUCAGAACUGCAUCCCACCCUUAGCAACAAUCAAACAAGGCGAACAUGCAAUCUGAAACCCAUGUCCGAUUGCUCUGUUUUGGUCCAUCGCAGCAUAAUUAAUUUCUUCUGAUGUAAUCCGAUUCUCACGACCAGCGAUCUUGAACCAGUGGCUGACACGGCCAUUGAAGCUUCCUAAGUUUCAGAGGAUUAACACAAACUGGCUGAACAUGGUGAAAGCAUUUUGCUGAAGAUUGAAAAGACCAGAGGAUUGGUUAAUCAAUUUCUUCAGCCUCUGUCAUGGAGAAAACAUCCAAUGGAUAUAUUAGUAGACCAAUGGAAAAUGGUCAUAAGGUAUCAUCAUCAUCAUCAUCAUCAUUACCUUGGCUUGAUUUGAAAGUACUCUAUGUUCGAGUUAGCAAGUGUGAGAUCGACGAUUCAGAAACACCAGAAUACCUCAUUGUAAACCACGUUCCGCUAUCUCCCGAUGCCCUUCUCGAAGUCAAUGGUGUUAGAACACUCAUAGACUCCGACGGCGCAUCCACACUCCUUCGGAGAGACCGGUUGGAUAAGAAAUCCGAGGAAGCUACAUUCGUGAGCACCGACAAUGUGAGGACGACAGGUAGCAUGAAGUUCAAUGUUUUCAAUAACCAUACUCUGAUACUGCACGGGGAGUUGGAAUUGAGAAACCAUUCUCAUCCGAGGUGGAGCAUGAAGUGCGAGUCAGACGUAACUACUGGCAGCAGCAGCAGCUUCCUGAAACCCAAACAGUUUAUGGGUUCAGAUUCACCAAGCUCGCCUAGCAUCGAGGUAUACGUUGCUGGAUCAUUCUUGGGGAGUCCGAUUAUCUUAACCAAGGGUUUGCAUCUCCACAUUCAUACGAACAGAGCGAGGAAAGGAGCAUGCGUGAAUUCUAUAGCCGAACAUGAUGAAAUUGUUGGGAAUCUUAUGGAGAAUGGGCCAUCCAACAGGCUUCCUUUACAGUCAGCAGAAUCCCCAUAUGUACAGAAGCCCGAAAAUGAAGAAGGGUACAACGAUGGCUAUCGGAGGAUGGAUUACUACUACAUGGAAGAAGAUGAAGAUGGGGAGCUCUCGUGGUUCAAUGCUGGUGUUCGAGUUGGUGUUGGGAUUGGAUUGAGCGUUUGCCUCGGUAUCGGUAUAGGUGUAGGGUUGCUAGUUAGAACAUACCAAGGCACAACUGGUAACUUCAGGAGGAGGCUAUUCUGAUUGCUUAAGUUAACAACUACAAUACUAUGGAAAGGCCAUCUUGUUAUUUCUUUGGUCUAAAUUUCGUACUUGCCGUUGUUAGCAAAUCCAUUUUGAUGCCAACAGAUCAACAUACGAAGAAAGUCGUUUCGAUUGUGGAUUUUGGGUGAAUAUGACUGUUGGAUUUUCAUGAUUUCGAAAUCACCCUGAUUUCUUCUCGACAACCUAACCCCACCAAUUCAAUAGGAUUCAUGAAACGAAAGAUGUUCUUACUUACAAAGCAUUCAAGAGUUCUGUUCUAAUCCAUGUACUUCGAGGUCGGGGCCGAUUCAAGCCUCUCUUCCAACAAACUACCAGCACUAAGGCCAUUCUACCGAAGCCAAGACUAAUAUUCACAAACUCAUUUAACAGUUAUUACUUUUUAGGCAUCGAAUGAAACGGCAGAACCACACCAGCCAAACUGUUUGGCUGUGAUCGAAGUUCGAUACGGAGCAACCAUCGAAGUUAGAUACGGUAGCAAUUCAGGAAUGCUGAUCAUCUUGUGGUAGAGGACGAGCUGCACGACGGAACCAGGUGUUGAAAGCAGUCAUCAAGUGCGGACAAUCUUCAACGUUCCUAGUCGAGAAGCUGAGGCACUGCUGAAGCAAUUCUUGGGCAUCUGACAUGGGAAGGGUUGAGAUUAUCAUCAAGAAUGUCUCCUCAAGCUCCAUAUACAGUGCCUUAUGACCAGGCGACAUAGGGGAGACGUUGUCUUUGCAUAUAACUAGAACAGGAAGCCAGUCCUGUACAAGUUUCAUCCUCACCUCUCUAGCAGCCAGAAUGGAACCAGUAGCAACCGCAGAGGCAAGCUUGUAAGUGCAACGAAUGACAAUGGCUGGAAGGCCAGGGACGAUGUUCCUCCACGCAUCAUCCCGGAAAGCCCUCUGCAAGUCAGCUGUGAAACCAGACUGCUCACUCCACUCCUUCACGGCCUUAUCCGCCACCCUCAGCUCAAUCAUCCUCUCCACAAUCCACAGCAAAUGUUUCCCAUUGGUCAUGGCAGUGUGCAGGUUCACCCGCUGUAUGGCUUCAGUCUCAUUGUGGCCGCCUCUGAAAUCGGGACUCGAGUACUCCUCCAACGAAUCCUUCACAACCCUGAAGCUCCUCCUGAAAGCGUUCUCCAACGCCGUCCUGGCAGCAUCCCUCGAGGAGAAAUCCCUCAACAGCUUGGCAACAAACGCCUUCACGAAGGCCAGGUUAGGCUGGUUGUGAAUGGCCGCGGCAGCGAUCAAUCCCUCGAGCAUUUCCGCACAGGAAUCCUCGUCCUCCGUCGAAAUCCGGGCCAAAAGCUCCUUGGAUUCAUUCUCUCUGAGAAACGGAACCAGCUGCAGCACCCGCCUCUCUUCCUCUUCAUUCCACGGAACCGCCUCAAGGAAUCUCACACAAUACGUGAUGCAAUCCUCGAACAUCAAGUGCAGCGCCGCCGGAAGCAGGUCGAGCGCGACCGAGGCCGAAGAUAUCACCGACGGGAAAUCCUCCGUGUAAAGGAGCUUCAGCACCGCGAGACGAUGAUCAAUCGAACCCUCUCCGAGCGGAACACCGUAUCUCAGAUGCUUCAAUUUCGCAUCGGAACCGCCAGAGACGUCAUCGGGCCCCUUCUCAGCAUCCUCGUUGCUGCUCGUGUUGCUCCGCUGCCAGCGAUCGGACAAGAGAGCGGAGAAAUACUUCGCGCGGCAGAGGACAUCGGAAUGGAGGUAGAUCAGGACGUCCGAACGCUCAUCGGUGACGGGUGGAGAGACCUGGCCGGAGGAACCGUCGAUGGUGACAAUGGUGGGGUCGAGGAAGAGGCGGAGGAGUACGUCGGCGGUGGCGGGAUCGUCGAACGAAAUGGCGGCAUCGGCAGCGGCGGAGGUGGCGGAGGACGAAAGGAGCUGUGGAUGGGAGGAUGUUCGCCGGAUCUUCUGAGAAGUUUCGCUGAUGGUUCUGUCUGCGACGGAAUCGAUGAGAGCGGAGGUGGAAGAGACGGAAGCAGCGGCGGCGCCGCCGGCGGUAUGGUAGCGGUUGUGGACAGCCACGCGCGGCCGUUUCUUAGGGUUCAUCCGGAGCAUUUUUGGUAGAGAGGUUUCGGCGAUCAAAUUGGGGGAAGAAGAACUGCGGCUGAUUUGUUAUCCGCGAGAGGAAAUGGGGAGAG